This is a messenger RNA of Suillus discolor, 368 nucleotides long. RefSeq lists its product as uncharacterized. The record is from RefSeq and is a predicted model, not a curated record. Lineage: Eukaryota; Fungi; Basidiomycota; Agaricomycetes; Boletales; Suillaceae. The coding region runs from base 71 to 286 and encodes 71 amino acids. The transcript is spliced from 3 exons.
GAAUUAUGGAUUGGGCCCUGUAUGAACUGCAUUCUGAACAAUUUGACAGACCUGGACUGGAGUAGUUCGCAUGAAAAGUUCCCUGCGAUUCGUGCCCAUAACAAUGUUAUGUAUAUUAACAUGGUACUGGCGCAAAGUACUGAGUCAGGGUGUCAUCAGCAGCAAAGGUGCUGCUCGCGCCUUAUGCCUAGGUAACUCUUUCGAUAUCCGCCGCAAAGUUAGUGACAGCAAGCGCACGCCAAGCCAAUCGUCCGAAAGUAUAUCAGUGCGGCUACACCAUUUGUGACUGGAAGAAAAGAUAACAACGCGGAGGAAGAGUCAGAGGAUAUGGGCGUUAUCUAUGAAGGCGGUAGGCCAUAGAAUAGCUU